AUGUCAGAGCUCCCACACGGCGCCUCACCUCCUUUGUCGACCUACGCCUACAUAACCUUCCAGCUGCCACCACCCUCGCCAUCCUCCUUGCCUAACACGGUCAACGACUCCACCAACAUGGGUCCUACGCGCAGUUCGAAUAGGUCGACACGCCGCCAACAGGCCUCGCGGCGAGGCCGUACACAGCGCGGCUCUCCGCCUCCUCAGACCAUGCAGUUGCCGCCAGGCUACACGGCACAAAACCUCAUCCCGGAGCCAGGCAUCGCUGAGAGAACGCCUCGUCCUCCUAGAAAGUCUCAUGCGAGACGGCAGCCUGCCGGUCACGUCCCUCGCCCGCGCAACGCCUUUAUUAUCUUCCGCUGCGAUUUUGUCGCGGCAAGACUGAUACCGGCGCACACCGAGAACAACCAUCGAAAUAUAUCGCGUUACGCAGGUUUCGUCUGGAGCCAGCUCAGCACCGCGCAGCGCACUCCAUGGACGACGAGAGCUGACGAAGAGAAGCGGAGGCACAAGGCCAGAUAUCCCGAUUAUCGAUACAACCCGGGCUCGUCCACCGAUGACUCGUCGCCUUCUGCUGCCGCCGGCCACUCGGUCUCUCAGACAAGCAGCCCUGGCGGUGACUAUAUUGUCAUGAGCCCUCUCCCUUUCGAGCUGAGCGCCUCGCCGGCCGCUUACCACGAGGCUCAGCAUCUGCAGACUCCGGGCCAGCGACCGCACUCCGCGCCGCCGGACGCCGGUGUCAACGAGCCUGAGCUGCAUAUGCCACAGCCAGCUCACUUCCCUUUACCAGUCGCUUUCUUCUCAGAGCCAUCGCCGGGCGCUGCUGCCACCGUGGUCAAUCACCAUGCGCCAUCACCCGCCUAUUUGGGGACCGCGGCGGCACCCACCCUCGCACAGCACGACGGGUUCGUCGGGGCCCCAUCUACCAUGUACCAGACGGUACCGGUGACGCCCUACGCAUACGACUGGCGAGCCGCUAAUACAGAUGAUCCUGCUUUGCGUCGAUACCAUGAGGCUAUGCAGCAUUACACCUUGUAUGCGCCACCCGAGACAGACAAGAAGCCUACUGAAGAGGAGCUUGCCGCCGCGUCGUACGAACGUGCCGCUUCGACGACAGACUUCUUAGCCCCUUCCCCGUACGCAUUAGAACUGGAGCCAUUUCUCCCGCACGCGCAUUACGCUCCCUACCAUAGCAGUCUCGACUUGCCUUACGGUCCUCAGGGCGACGAAUUUUGGGCCGGCACGGUGUAUACCCCGUACACUGCGGAGUCUUCGGGGAGUGCUCAUAGUGGUUACGCGGCAUACUCACCACCGUCACCGGACUCGACGACGCUUGGUUCUGCCACGCUUGUGGAAGAUCUGGACCCUUGCCUGGUCACCAGCACACAGACGUACGAGUCUCAGAAGGGCAUAGUCCUGCCAUGGGUUCCGAGUAUGAUAUAG
Molecule: messenger RNA, 1443 nt
Organism: Peniophora sp. CBMAI 1063
Lineage: Eukaryota; Fungi; Basidiomycota; Agaricomycetes; Russulales; Peniophoraceae
Source: the annotation of a GenBank genome assembly